ACCAUGCAGCUGUUUGUCCUUGCACAGGCUCUGCACACCCUCAAGGUAACCAGGCGGGAGACAGUAGCCCAGAUCAAGGCCCAUGUGGUGUGUCUGGAGGGCAUCACCCCCAAGGAUCAGGUCCUGUUUCUAGGGGGCUCCCUGCUGGAGGAUGAAGCUGUCUUGGAGCAGUGUGGAGUGGAGCCCCUGUUCACCCUGGAAGUGGCUGGUCAGAUGUUAGGAGGUAAAGUCCAUGGCUCUCUGGCCCGAACUGGAAAAGUAAGGGGUCAGACUCCCAAGGUGGCUGAGCAGGAGAAGAAAAAGAAGACUGGGUGUGCUAAGAGGAGGAUGCAGUACAACCAAUGCUUUGUCAAUGUAGGGCCCACCUUUGGCAAGAAGAAGAGCCUCAAUGCUAACUCCUAA
Trichosurus vulpecula (common brushtail) is the source of this 402-nucleotide messenger RNA. RefSeq names its product ubiquitin-like protein FUBI. Gene Ontology annotation, cellular component: cytosolic small ribosomal subunit; ribosome. The record is from RefSeq and is a predicted model, not a curated record. Gene Ontology annotation, molecular function: protein binding; structural constituent of ribosome. Bases 4 to 402 code for a protein of 132 amino acids. Lineage: Eukaryota; Metazoa; Chordata; Mammalia; Diprotodontia; Phalangeridae. The transcript has a single exon. Gene Ontology annotation, biological process: translation.